Cuscuta campestris is the source of this 2890-nucleotide messenger RNA. The record is from the annotation of a GenBank genome assembly. NCBI's taxonomy places the organism in Eukaryota, Viridiplantae, Streptophyta, Magnoliopsida, Solanales, Convolvulaceae.
AGGACUCCAUUCUUUCUGGGUUUUCAAAACCCGACCACAAUUCCCAUUUUUCCCAAGCUAAUUUCUUGACUGGUUCUUCCUGAAUUUCUGGAAAUUACAGCAAGAUGGUGGUGAAGAUGAUGAAGUGGAGGAGCCCAUGGCCGCCUCCUUUGCCUUCUUCCAAGAAAUUGGAGGCCAAGAUUGGGGUUCUCUGCAUCAAUGGUCUUCUUGGUGCUGAUCUGUCUUCUCAAGGAUUUGAUCGGGAUUUUGGGAGUCUGGGGGUUGAGAUCAGGUGGAAGGGGGCGGCGGCGGAGAAGGGGAAGAUGAUGAAGAGGCUGAGAAGGGGGGGCAUGAGGAGGGAUUUCACAAAGGAGGGCAUUUUCGUCAGUGGCUCUGGGGCUGUUGUGUGGGAUGAGCAGUUUAUGUGCGAAUGCAACUUCUCCCCUGCCAAAGAUGACAACUUUCUCCCUUGGGAUGUCUCUUUUUCCCUCUUCAAUGUGGUUUUGAGCAAGGGAAAUACGAAGAAGGCGUCUUCCCUCGCCACCGGAUCGUUAAAUCUUUCAGACUAUGUUAUAGCAGCUAAAGAAAAAGAUGUUCAGAUCAGCAUUCCACUUGCAAUGUCCCAUUCCCACAGUCCAAACACUCCCUUACUUUCACUUUGUUUGUCCCUUAGCCUUGCUGAGAUGCGAAACGAUGAUUCUCCUUCGAGGGUAGGCGUGGGAAAAGUGGGAAUCUUUAAGGCAUUUUCUCCUCGAAGAGGCAGUAAGAGUGAAGACGAGGGUAGUAAUGGAAAGAGUUCAAUCCAGAGUAGUGAGGAUACCGAAUGCAACUACGUAGAAGAUGCAGACUCAGAAGGAGAAGGGGGGAUGGAGGAAGGACAGGACGGCGAGGGCAAUUAUGAGAUUUUGGGUUGCGCGAAAUCUCAUUGCGUUCGCGAAAGUGAGGACGAUCGGGUUUACUACAGCCAUCCAAAACCAGAUGUUGGGUGCCCCGUUUACGUUGAGGACACAAACGAUACCAUGCUCGAUAAUAAAUCUAUCGAGCAGAGAUCCAAACGCGGGAUUCUUCUUCCUUGGGGGAAGAGGAAAUUCAGCUUCAGAUCUUCCCCUAAAAGGAAAGGCGAACCGUUAUUGAAGAAACACUAUGGAGAGGAAGGGGGUGAUGACAUCGACUUUGAUCGUCGACAGCUUAGCUCUUCGGACGAAUCCUCUUAUGGGUGGAGAUCUGAGGACAGUACAACCAGAAGUCGUUCAUCUGUGUCCGAAUUCGGAGAGGACAACUUUGAGGUGGGCAGCUGGGAGGUCAAAGAGGUAAUAAGCCGCGAUGGGGAAAUGAAGCUCAGGACUCAGAUGUUCUUUGCUUCAAUCGACCAACGCAGCGAGAGGGCAGCAGGGGAAGGCGCGUGUACCUCCCUGGUCGUCGCGGUCGCCAAUUGGUUCCAUUCCAACCCGAACCAGAUGCCCAUCAAGUCCCAGCUGGACACUCUGAUCCAUGAAGGCUCUAUGGAGUGGAGGAACAUGUGCGAGGACGAGACCUACCGGGAGCGUUUCCCAGACAAGCAUUUCGAUCUCGACACGGUCCUGCGCGCUGACGUCACCCAACCCCUCGCGGUGGUCCCACACAAGUCAUUCGUCGGGUUCUUCCUUCUAGAAGAACAAAAACAAGAAGAAGAAGAAGAAGAUGAAGACGAAGAAGGUGGGUUUGACGAAUUCCUGAGAGGGGCAAUGUCUUUCGUCAACAUUUGGGACGAGAUCUCCCAAGGGAGCGACGACGGGGUGUACAUUGUGAGUUGGAACGACCAUUUCUUCGUGCUCAAAGUUGAGAGAGACGCGUACUACAUUGUGGACACCCUGGGGGAGAGGCUUUACGAGGGGUGCGACCGAGCGUUUAUCCUCAAGUUCGACAAAGACACCAGCAUCGUGUCGCGUGGCGGGGAUAAAGAAGAAGAAAGGGUGUGGAGAGGUAAAGAGGCGUGCAAGGAGUACAUAAAGAGUUUUCUGGCAGGGAUUCCGGUAAGGGAACUGCAAGUGGAAGUGAAGACGAAGAAGACGAAGAAGGAGAAGCAGAAGAAGAAGAAGAGGAAGGAGGAGGAGGAGGAGGAGGAGGGUCACGUGAUGGGGUCUAUGAUGUCCCUUGUUCAUCAACGGCUUCAGAUCGAGUUCCAUUAUACCCAGCAACAUGUUCCUCAACUUGAUGAGGAUGAUCGUAACUUGAUCUUCAGACCUGUAAUAUUUCAAAGCGGUUACGAAAACAUUAUAAAGCACACCAACCAAACAGGGAAUAAACACUGCAUGGGAAGGCAAACCUGCAAACUAGUGGCGGUUGCAGCCGUGGCGGCGCUGCUGAUCUCCGCGGUGCACCGACCAUCGCACGGGGCGGAGCACAAGGUCGGAGACGAAACCGGAUGGACGAUACCGCCGUACGGCGACUUGUACAGCGACUGGUCGUCCUCCCGGACAUUCCGCGCGGGAGACACCCUUUUGUUCGACUUCGACCCCGGGUUUUACGACGUGAUGCAAGUCUCGAGAACAGAGUACGACGACUGCACGACGGACCAGCCGUUUGUUGCCUUCUCCGACGAGGCUCCGGUCGCCGUCCCGCUCAUGGAGUCCGGCGUCUUUUACUAUGUUUGUAGUGUGUUGAAUUAUUGUUCCUUGGGCCAGAAGCUUAACGUUUCCGUCGAACCAGCGGCCACGCCUUUGCCGCCGUCUCCUGUGCCCCUUCCGGCCAAUGGUUAAUGGAUUCGUUCGGUAUAAAUUGCCGUCGUCUAUCACAUGAUCAAACUCUACUCUUUGCUCAAUACUUAUUUAUUUCUUUAUUGACUUUCCAAAAAUAUUGGAUAAAUUAAUACUCCCUUCGUCCUUAAAUAUUUGUCACACUUUUAUUACUGAAGUAAAAUGUAGAUAAAUUA